Molecule: messenger RNA, 7132 nt
Organism: Gallus gallus (chicken)
Lineage: Eukaryota; Metazoa; Chordata; Aves; Galliformes; Phasianidae
Gene: SPDEF
Product: SAM pointed domain containing ETS transcription factor
Exons: 6
Coding region: 4949-5929 (326 amino acids)
Biological process (GO): cell differentiation; regulation of transcription by RNA polymerase II
Cellular component (GO): nucleus
Molecular function (GO): sequence-specific DNA binding; DNA-binding transcription factor activity, RNA polymerase II-specific
Source: RefSeq, a predicted model, not a curated record
GUGCUGCACUGCUUGGUGCCGCUGCAGUGUUUUGUUCUCGUCCUGUCACAUCCUUCUGCCCUGGUGAAGUUUGUGUUCCCUUAGCAUUCAGUCUAGGGAGUAGUUUGCAUUGCUGCACUGUAGCUUGGGCAAGUGGAUUCUUCCUCUGCUCCUUCCUUUCUGAGCAGGUGGUGUAUGUGCCAAGCUCUGAAGGCACGGACUUGACCAUCGCAUCUGCAGUACUGCCACUGCCCUUCUGAAAGCAUCUAAAACACUGCAGACUGUUUGUCCAGAUGACGAGGUGAUUCCUUAUCUUUAUUAGCUCCCUUUGUCAGCUGUGUAGUGGAAGGGGGCAGGGGAAGGAAAUAAGACCUCAGUGUCAUACUGCAGCUGGUGCUGCAACCUUUGCCUUGCGUCAGCUGGGAGACCCUGGAGCCUCACAUCCCCCCCACUUCAGCUUUCUGCUCCUGGGCACGUCUGCUCUUCGUGUCGAGAAUGGCUGCCACGCUUGUGUUCCUGUGCUGCUCCUGCUAGGAAUGAAUCUUCCUUUUCUUGAGAAAAGCUUGCAUGAUGCACCCCAAGUAGUCCUGUGCUUUCCCACUCAGAAGGCAUACUUGUCCGGCACAGAUCUGAGUUCUCUCCUGAGUGUUUCCGAUCCACGGUGUCCUUUGUGGCAAGACUUGCUUGCUCCAGGGUGUGCAGAAAGGCAGGGCCAUUGCUGAGGUGCUGCUGGAACCUGCAGCCUCACACUGCUCACAGUGCAGCUGUUCCCCACGGAGCUGAGCUUUGGCAUAGUGGGAAUGGUCUCUGAAGAUGAUGGUGCAGAGCUGCGGAUGCUUUGAGAGUCGGGGCUGCAACCUUUGCUGUGACAGUGGGAGAGCGUUGAGAUGAGAGGUUGCUCCACCUCUGGGUUUUUCCUCUCGUAAGAACUGUUUCUCUGAGGCCGGAGGUGGUUUUAUCUGCUCUGGUUCCUUGAAGCACAGCCCUCACGUUGCUGCUGCUGUCAGCUUUCCUGAUCUCACAGAGAGAGGUCUGAGAUAUUCGGGCGUCGUGGGGGCGCUGGGAUCCCUCCUGCUUUCUGUAGGGAUGAUGCAUUCAAACUCGUGGAGACUUUAACAUCAGGCAGGUGAAACCAAUGGCGUGGUUCGUCAGCACUGCUGCUGGGUUCGCGUGCGGUGUGUGCUGCAGCUCACAGGAGCCGGGCCGGGGGGGUUAUGCACAUAGAGCUCAGGCUUGUGAGGUAUAGCAGGUAAAGCAUUGGGAGGCUGCAUCACCCCCAUGGGGCUGGAACCCCCCCGCACAGAAGGCUGCAGUGACAGAGGCUGCAGCUCUCUGAUUAACACCCGUCUGUCCCGAGCAGAGAAAGAUCUCCCUCACCCACCGCCCCUCCGAAAAGAGGAAAGGCUGCAAUCCAUCUCCUCUCUCUCGCUGUGUUGGGCACAGGCAGUGGGUCCGUGGGCCCUCUGUGAACCCGGGGAAGUCAGAGCACAGUGCGGGUGGGAGUUCAGCCCCGAAGCGCUCGUGCUGUGCUGGGGGUGGGCUGUGCUGAGCUGCAGCACGGGGACAAAGCUGUGUGGGUUGGAGAGCAGCAGAGCCUGCAGGGUUGGGGAAUGCACGCUGUCCCGUGUCUGGGUUUCUGUUGUGUGUUUCAUUUCUUUUCUUGUGUGAGUGAGUGGGUGGUUCUGCAGCCUGUCUAUUCUCUCUGGGGGGAGUGCAUGUGUAGAACAGGAUGGUGUGUUGCCUCAUUGAGUCCGGGAGAAGUCCUACGAUAGCACAUUGGGGGUAAAAAAAAAACCGAAUAAAUAAAUAAAUAAAAAGGAAGCUUUUUCCUUAAUGUAUAAAUGAAUAUUUGUAUGAUUAAAUUAACACAGAAAAAAAAAAUGUUCUGUGGCCGUUGAGAGUUUUAUUGAAGCUGAAAAAAACCUUCUGAAUGUGUCAUCCUGCAGUUAAAGGCGCCCUUCUUUCUCCUGUCCCAGGGAUUCCCAGGCGUUGAGGCAUAUGUGCUCAAUUCUCUCUCUGCCUUUCCUCCAACUGCCUUUAGAAAGAAGGAAUUCAGUGCGUGCUGAGUUAAUCAGACUUCCCAGCCUGGGUCAGGGUGUGAUGAGUGCCCGAGGCCCAUUUCAGGUGAAAGGUGAUGGAUGGGGGAGGAGAGCUGCGAAGGACGGGGGGCUGUGCUGGGAGCUGCGUUCCAGGAGGGCUCCCAUUGGGCUGCAUGGGGCACUCAGUGCAGGUACCGGGGUGGGGGAUGCUGGGGGAGAAGCACUAAGGGGGGGUGUCCGGCGUCCCCGUGGGUCAGGAUGAGGGCAGGUGGAGGUCCUUGGAGGCACGUGCACCGUCACUUGGGCUGGUGGCAUUUCCCAGGCCAGGCCUUGCUGCUCAGGGCACCCAGCCGAAACAUUUGCCUAUAUAAACUAUAUUCUGGAGCAGCUUAGAUAAAGCUGAUCUCUUGCUUACAUGUGACUUUGUUACUAAUCCUCGCAAGAAACCUCAAUAUGUGCGCGCUGGGUUUGCUUUUUAACAUUUGAAUAAGUGCCUGAAGCUUUCGUGUGCUCUUUAAGCUUGACUGAAAGCCCCACGGGGAGCAGACAUCCUGCUGCCUGCGCCUAUGGGUAUUUAUUUUGCACCACGAGCAGAACGCACCCCUCGAGCUCUGGGUGCUCACGGGCAGCUUUAAAACAAGGCAGUGUUUGGAUAGGUUGGGAUGCCUCCCCUUCUCUCCCUCCCUCCCAAACUUUUCAUUGACUGCUUAUUUGCUUGAAAGAAUCUGUUUGUCUUUAGGGUUGCAACCUGUCAGAAGUUCACCAGAGCAGGACAGUGUGAUCGCACCUCCCUCCUAAUGCUGCUUCCCAAGCAGGCAAGUACCUUUUCAACCAGGGGGUGGUGACGCACUGAACAGGUUGCCCAAGGAGGCUGUGGAUGCCCCAUCCCUGCAGGCAUUCAAGGCCAGGCUGGAUGUGGCUCUGGGCUGCUGGUUGGCGACCCUGCACAUAGCAAUGGGGUUGGAACUGAUGGGCACUGUGGUCCUUUCCAACCCAGGCCAUGCUGUGAUUCUAUACCUGCUGCCAUUGCUGUAGUGGAGGUCAUCUCACUGCCGUGACUGCUGCACGAGGAAAUCCUGCAUCAUCCCUGGGCCUCUGUGCACACAUAGGUCUGGUGGUUCCUUCUCACACUUUCCAUGUGUGCAAUCAGCUUUAGGUGUAGGUUUUCUUUGGAAGCUCUCCGUGAGCUGUAAUUUGUGUGCUCAGCCGCUGCGUUAAUUGGAAAUGGGCAGUUAAACAGAAAUGAUUUAAGGGAACAUAAUCUCAAACGUAUCCCAUUCAUAAAACAGCUGAGUGAAAGUAUGCACCGGGCACCGAGUGCAGCAGCAGAUGGCACACGCAGGUAAGAGCAGCGUCGUUUGCUCCACCAAACAUUAUGGGAUCACCAAAUAUUAUGGGAUCAGGGCUGGCUUAAGAGCUUGGUGUGUUCCCUUGUGUUGUUUACAUCUUCAUCUGCAGUCGUGAAACCUCCACCAUACGUGGGCCUGGACUGGAGUAGGUGCCAGCAGAGGGAGCUGAGUGUGUUCCUCAUCUGCAGCCUUCCGUGGUGGGAUGUGGGUCUCCGAGCUGCUGAUGGUGCCGUGUCCCCAUAUGCUUCUGGAGCAGAUUCCAGCCCUGCUCCCGGGGUGGGGAGGUGGUCACACGUUUCUGGGUGUGCUCUGUGCUGCUCCCACCCUGCCAUGGGGGGGCAUGGUGUCACCCAGCCUGCUGCUGCCCGCGUGGAGGUGACCCGCUGGGUUGGAAGCUGAGCAGAGCCGGGAUGUCUUAUGGGCAGAGAUGUCCGUCAGUGGGGAUGCAGUGCCCAAACACACCCACGUGUGUGUGCUGCUGGAGCCCCAAAGGAGGGCAGGAGACCCAACCCUGGGGCCAUGGAGGUGUCCCCACCCUGGCAGAAGGAAGUGUGUCCCACGCUGUGCGCUGCUGGCUGGGACUUGGAGAGCUCCGUGCAGGGGAGCGAAGGAGAACCUCGCACUUCUUGUUAUCUAAUCUGCCCCGUUUUCCCUCCUCGUUGUUUACCGUGCUGGAGUUUCCUCAAUUAAUUCUGACAGCUGCAGGCUGGGCUGUGACGUCAACCCACGGUGGCAAAGCCCAGAAGCCUGGAGAGGCAUCGGAUGUGAUCCUGGGGGUGACCCCGUCUGACACGAUGGCACCGUUCUCCCUGACCUCCCCGUGGCGUACAGUGAGGAUGUGAUGUCCCUGAGCCUGGCUGCCCGGAGACACCUGGCGGCACCUCCAGUGUCCCCACAUCUCCUGCACGUAUCCAUCCACUUCCAUGGUGCGUGGUGGCUCAGGGCGGAGAGAGAAGGAUGGGCGUCUCCCAGCGGAGGCUUUGGGCGAUCCUACUUUGUCCAUCUCAAAGCAAGGAGGUGAUGGGGAGCGUGGUGCCCCACCAAACACGGGGCAGCACCAUGGGGUGGCUGCUGUAGGAAGAGACCUCUGUUCCACCUGCUCCAUUGGGGACAUCCACGGCGCUCUGCCAGGAGUCGGGGGGGGCUUUCAAAGACCUCCAGGAGGAAUCCCACCACUUUGGGACCCCCAUCCCAGGCUGAGUCAGCACAGGGGCCGCUGUGCUGCACAGUGCCUGCAGGCAGUGCGGGGUGUGGGGCAGCAGGUGACGGUGCCUGAGAAGCAGGUUUGUCCGAAUUUUAAGGGGAUCUGCAUACGUAGCGAUAAGGAAGCCAUUAUUUAACGAGCAAACAAAUGGAAACUGCUGGAGGUAUUUUUUCCUGUUGGUUAUAUACGUAUUUUUUUUUGCAGGCUGAGGGUGCGGUGCUGCUGCCAUCGGCGGGCAGGAGUGGGUCCCACAGUGCUGCGGUGUGGGGCUGGUGGCAGCUGUGCCAUUGGGGCUGGGAUGUGAAUGCUCCUUAGGGUCAGCUCUGGGAUCCACCAUAGGGUGUGCGGCGUCGGGCGCUCCACGUGCUGAGCUGGAGAUGAACCUCGGAGAUGGCAGAAUUUUGAGUCGUCCCACCAGGAAAGGGGGUCCUGGCCCUUCUGGAAAUGCCACUCUUGGUCUGAGCACUGGAAGCAUGGGCAGCCCCAGCCCCCCCGGCACCCCCUUCUGCCUGCACUACUUCGACAUGCUCUACUCGGAGGACGUCGCAUGGGCUGCCAAAGGGAUGGGGGAGACCUCCCAGAGCGGCACCCCGGGGGGGCGAGGGGAGGUGAAGAAGGAGCCGGAGCAGUGCCCCAUCAUCGACAGCCAAGGUUUGGGGCUGGGGGGCGAUGGGGAGCUGCAGGGGGGGCUGCCCUUGGAGGAGCACUCGCUGGAGCAGAUGCAGAGCAUGGUGGUGGGCGAAGUGCUGAAGGACAUCGAGACGGCGUGCAAGCUGCUCAACAUCGCCGCAGACCCAGCAGAUUGGAGCCCCGGCAACGUGCAGAAGUGGAUCCUAUGGACGGAGCAUCAGUACCGGCUGCCGCAGCUCGGGAAGUCCUUCCAGGAGCUGUCGGGGAAGGAGCUGUGCGCGAUGUCGGAGGAGCAGUUCUGCCAACGCUCGCCCCUCUGCGGGGAUGUCCUCCACGCACACCUCGACAUCUGGAAGUCGGCUGCGUGGAUGAAGGAAAAAGCUGCCCCAGGGGACGUGAGAUACUGCGGGGGUGACAGCGGAUGGGCGGACAGCGAGGUGGACUCGUCCUGCGCCGGGCAACCCAUCCACCUUUGGCAGUUCCUGAAGGAGCUGCUGCUGAAACCCCACAACUACGGGCGCUUCAUCCGUUGGCUCAACAAGGAGAAAGGGAUCUUCAAGAUCGAGGACUCGGCGCAGGUGGCGCGUCUAUGGGGCAUCCGCAAGAACCGCCCGGCCAUGAACUACGACAAACUGAGCCGCUCCAUCCGGCAGUACUACAAAAAGGGCAUCAUCCGGAAACCCGACAUCUCGCAGCGCCUCGUCUACCAGUUUGUGCACCCGCUCUGAGGGACUGAGCCUGGGGGGCAUCAGGGACCCUCACUGCCCUCCCCCACCUCGUCAUCGUCUUCCAGCGCUUUAGGACCGUGGUUGGGGUCAUCCCUGUGGACCAUAGGGACCUUUCUGUCCCCGGACCCCAUACUUGGAAGGGGGAUGAGCACAGAGAGCACCACUGUGUGCCCGGCUCCAGGGCCAGGACCAUACAUGGAGUGGAUUUAGGGGCUGGAAGCUGCGAAGGGGGAUAAGGAGAUGACAGACUAUGUGCUGGGGGCUGAGGGGGGGCUGCCUACUGUCUUGGGAUCGAUGGUGAGAGUGUCCUUGGGGUCACUGGGUCACCUCCCUUCUCUGCAGCCCUGGGCAUCAUCAGGACAUGUCCCCCUCAUAGGAGACCCCAGUAACUCCAUGGCAUCACCUGCCUCAGCACAGGGAGCACUGGGACUGCGCUCCAUCCAGCCACACUCUGCCCCUGUGCCACCACGGGGGUGGGCUUUGGGGUCGUUCCCCCUUCUCACCAGCAAACCCUUGAGCUGCAACAGAGCUGCUCUGGGUGCACCCUGAGAACGGCUCUUGUAUGCUGGGGGUGGGGCCAUCCAAACAUGGGGUGCAGUGGUGGGACUCAUCCCUCCCUCCUGGGCACGGGAUGGGGAUGGGGGGGAUGGACAAACCCGGGCGCACGGCGGGAGUGAGGACAAUGGCCCCGGCUAUGGGAUGGGCACUGUGGGGCCAGGCGUGUUGGCAGAAGGGAUGGUGAGGUGGGAGGGAGCUGGAGGUGCCCCCAACCACCCGCCCCCAUCUGCUAUGGGUUCACACCACACAGAGGCACGAGGCCCCGGGGUAAACGCAUCCCCCAUCCCUCUGCAAAUAUGGGGGGGUUCCACCUCAAAUCCCACCCCGUGGCUGAGGGUGUGCGCUUUGCACAGGGAGCGACUGCACGACGUGGGACCUCAGCUCAGCCCCACAGCAGCCCCCAUUGAGCCACACUCCCAGCCCUGGGCACGGGAUACCCCGGAGCCCCCCCUCCCCAUCCUCAGCAUUGUGCUCUCUGCUGGGUUUGGGAUUUCCCUUCGCCUGCUCUGUUCCUACGGGAAGGAGACGCAGCUCUGCCGUUCCCCUCUGGACACAGAACUGGGGAUGGUGGGGACUGCGCCUUUCACAAAGCUCUGAGCUGCCUGGCGAUGUCCACCUUGUACAUUACAAUCGUUAUUUGUUUGA